UGUAUAAAUGUCAAAAUCAACUUUAGAGAAAAAGAGAAAGAAGUACUGGACCAAAUACUUGGACCAGGUCGCUAUGACGCCCGUAUUCGUCCAUCUGGUGUAAACGGCACAGAUGGGCCUGCCAUUGUCCAGGUAAACCUGUUUGUGCGCAGCAUAGCAACCAUAAGCGACAUCAAGAUGGAAUACAGUGUACAACUUACAUUUCGGGAGCAGUGGUUAGAUGAGAGGCUGAAGUUUAACGACUUUGGAGGACGGUUAAAAUAUUUAACGCUCACAGAGGCAAACAGGGUCUGGAUGCCGGAUCUGUUUUUCUCAAACGAAAAAGAGGGCCAUUUUCACAAUAUCAUCAUGCCAAAUGUCUACAUUCGCAUUUUUCCUACUGGAUCAGUAUUAUAUAGUAUAAGAAUUUCGCUCACACUUUCAUGUCCAAUGAACCUGAAGUUAUACCCAUUGGAUAGACAAAUAUGUUCCUUAAGAAUGGCCAGUUAUGGAUGGACUACAGAUGAUCUGGUCUUCCUAUGGAAGCAGGGUGAUCCUGUACAAGUAGUUAAGAAUUUACAUUUACCAAGAUUUACUUUAGAAAAAUUUUUAACUGACUAUUGUAACAGUAAAACGAAUACAGGUGAAUACAGUUGUUUGAAAGUAGAUCUACUAUUCAAGCGAGAGUUUAGUUACUAUUUAAUCCAAAUUUAUAUACCCUGUUGUAUGCUUGUGAUAGUAUCUUGGGUAUCCUUCUGGUUAGACCAAGGAGCUGUUCCAGCUCGUGUAUCAUUAGGUGUUACCACCCUUUUGACCAUGGCGACCCAAACCUCGGGUAUUAAUGCCUCCCUGCCACCGGUCUCGUACACAAAAGCCAUAGAUGUUUGGACAGGAGUUUGUCUGACAUUCGUAUUUGGAGCACUUUUAGAGUUUGCACUUGUAAAUUACGCUUCUCGAUCAGACAUGCACAGAGAAAAUAUGAAGAAACAAAGAAGGCAAUGUGAACUUGAACAUGCUGCUUCCUUGGAUGCUACGUCUGAUCUUAUUGACACAGAGAGCAACGCCACAUUUGCAAUGAAACCCUUAGUGCGACAUCCUGCAGAUCCUAUGAGUUUAGAGAAAGUCCGCCAGUGUGAAAUCCACAUGCAGCCCACACGCCCCAAUUGUUGUAGAUCGUGGUUGUCCAAAUUCCCCACCAGGUCAAAACGCAUCGACGUAAUCUCGAGAAUAACCUUUCCCUUAGUGUUCGCAUUGUUCAAUGUUAUAUAUUGGUCAACAUACCUGUUCAGAGAAGAAGCCGAAGAAUCCUAAACUUCACUAAAACAUUAAUUAUUGUGAUUUUUCAUAAGUGUAAAUAUAUCAGUUACAAACAA
Diabrotica balteata is the source of this 1352-nucleotide messenger RNA. NCBI's taxonomy places the organism in Eukaryota, Metazoa, Arthropoda, Insecta, Coleoptera, Chrysomelidae. The record is from the annotation of a GenBank genome assembly.